This is a messenger RNA of Anolis sagrei ordinatus, 1130 nucleotides long. It is a transcript of the gene MSRB2, whose product is annotated as methionine sulfoxide reductase B2. Lineage: Eukaryota; Metazoa; Chordata; Lepidosauria; Squamata; Anolidae. The record is from RefSeq and is a predicted model, not a curated record. Gene Ontology annotation, cellular component: cytoplasm. Gene Ontology annotation, biological process: response to oxidative stress; protein repair. Gene Ontology annotation, molecular function: peptide-methionine (R)-S-oxide reductase activity.
GCUCCUAUAGCCUUUGAUUCCUGGGGGAGGAAGAGGCGCCGCUGCCCCUCCUGUUUUCCCUGGGCUGGCGAUGGCUGUGCGGCUCCUCCAAAGGCUCCCUGGCCUCAGAGGGCGAUCCCGGGCACUGCUCAUCGCUCUUCCGCAGUCGGGGCCUCUCCUCGGGGGCGCUGGGCCGGCCUUUCGAGGGACCAAAGCCGGCGACACCGGUAAGGAUCAAGCUUCUCUGACAAGAUAUGAUGAGUCAAGAAAUAAUACCAAUUGGCAAAAGAAAUUGACCCCUGAGCAAUUUUAUGUCACCAGGGAAAAAGGAACCGAACUGCCUUUUAGUGGAAUCCACCUGACUAACACGGAGCCUGGGAUGUACCACUGUGUAUGCUGCAAUGCCCCACUGUUCAGAUCAGAAGCAAAGUAUGAUUCCGGCACAGGUUGGCCCUCCUUUUCAGAAGCCUAUGGGACACAUGGAACAGAUGAAAGCAAUACUAAUAUCCUGAGACGGCCUGAUAAUUCAUCAGGAUUAAGCCGGACAGAAGUCAUUUGCAAACAGUGUGAUGCCCAUCUGGGCCAUGUGUUCGGUGAUGGUCCCAAGCCAUCUGGGCAGCGGUUCUGCAUCAACAGUGUUUCAUUAACAUUUAAACCGAACUCAAGCCAAUGAGGCUUGGAUCUUUACAUCCUGUGUAUUAAAAGUGCUUUAGUGCUGAAGAUUCUCUUGCCAAAAAGGACUACCUUGCAAACGGAUCAGGAACCAGGUGCUUGUAACUAAUGUCUCUAUUUUAUGUAAAUAUAGUAAAGUCAAUUAAUUAGCAUGCAUGUAGCCAAUGCUGAGCCAUUGAUGUGAGAUGAGCUGCAUUUAUUCUGUAAUGGAAUAUGCUUCUUUGAUGGAUGUCACCGGCCCAGUCUGUGCAUUCUCUGUAUGCACACAGAGCUCUUUCAGUCUUGGACUGUAUCAUUAAAUCCUGCACAGACAACAAAGAGCAAGCUGUAUCUGUGUAUCCCCAUACGUAGCAACACUAUGUAUGUACUCUCAUACAUAGGAAUGUAAUUUUUUUAAUCAAUCAAAAUGGUUUUGAUUGCUGAACUUAUUCUGAACAGUGUAAUCAAGCAGAUGUAAAUAAAUAUAGCAGUUUCCCAAA